This is a messenger RNA of Lathyrus oleraceus (garden pea), 1620 nucleotides long. RefSeq lists its product as uncharacterized. The coding region runs from base 1 to 1620 and encodes 539 amino acids. NCBI's taxonomy places the organism in Eukaryota, Viridiplantae, Streptophyta, Magnoliopsida, Fabales, Fabaceae. Gene Ontology annotation, molecular function: nucleic acid binding; RNA-DNA hybrid ribonuclease activity. Gene Ontology annotation, biological process: DNA integration. The transcript has a single exon. The record is from RefSeq and is a predicted model, not a curated record.
AUGAGGUUGUACAUAUCUGCAUCCGACAAGACUUUAGGGAGCAUGUUGGCUCAGGACGAUGAUAAUGGUGUCGAAAGAGCCAUGUACUACCUCAAUAGGGUCUUAAAUGAUGCAGAAACUAGGUAUAGAAUAGUUGAAAAAUUGUGUUUAUGCUUGUAUUUUUCUUGUACAAAGUUGAAGCAUUAUGUAAAACCUAUUGACGUCUAUGUUUCAUCUCAUUUUGAUCUUAUUAAACAUAUGUUGUCUAAGCCAAUUUUGCACAGUCGAAUUGAAAAAUGGACACUAGCUUUAGCUGAAUAUUCCCUAACUUACAUUCCAUUAAAAGUUGUUAAAGGACAAGUGGUAGCAAACUUCAUAGUCGACCACUCUAGAACUGACAACACAGUGACUUAUCUCGAAUUAGAGCCCUGGAAGUUAUACUUCGAUGGGUCUAGUCAUAAAGACGGGACAUGCAUAUGGGUUAUAAUUAUUUCUCCUAAUAAAAUUCCAACAAAAUUCAAGUAUAAAGUGGAAGGCCUUUGCUCGAACAAUGAAGCUGAAUAUGAAGCUUUGAUAGUCGGACCUGAGAUAUUGUUGGAAUUGGGGGCAACUCGAGUCGAAAUAAUGGAUGACUCGGAGUUAGUUUCAAAGCAGAUCAGAAAAAAGUACAAAUGUAUUAAAGAGAAUCUCAUUAUGUACUUCGUAAUAGCCAAUCGAUUAUUAAGAAGAUUCGAGAUAGUUAGUAUUCGACACAUACCUCGAUUGGAAAAUCAAGUGGCUAACGCAUUGGAUCAAAUUGCAUCUAGGUAUAAAAUUUCAAAAGAGAAAUUACAAAAAGUAAUCGAAGUCAGAGGGAGAGUUGUGUCGACUAGACUAGCCCCAUUAGACUUGGAAACGACAAAGUUGGGAUACGCCGACAAGAAGAGCUUCGAAAUAUUGGCAGUAGAUAGCCUGACAGACGAGGAUUGGAGAAAACCAAUAACGAAGUAUUUGCAGAAUCCGACGGUGUCUACCAAACAGAAAACCAGGUAUCGAGCUUUAAGUUAUGUUCUUUUGGGUAUUGAAUUAUUCAGAAAGACUCCUGAGGGAGUUUUACUCAAAUGUCUUAGUGAAUUAGAGGCAUAUCUAGCCAUUUCGACUGUCCAUAGUGGGGCAUGUGGGGCACACCAGGUUGGUCAUAAGAUUAAAUGGUUAUUAUUUCGCCAAGGGAUAUACUGGCCUGCCAUGUUGAAAGACUGCAUUGAGUUUGCCAAAGGAUGCCAAGAGUGUCAGGUACAUGCAGGCAUACAACAUGUCCCUGCAAGUGAACUGCAUUAUAUAAUCAAACCUUGGCCUUUUAGAGGUAGGGCUUUAGAUCUGGUUGGGGAAAUUCGACCACCAUCGUCUAAAAGUCAGAGAUAUAUUUUGGUUGGCAUUGAUUACUUUAAAAAAUGGAUCAAAGUUAUACCCUUGCCAAAUGUAGAUCAAGAAGAUUUGAUCGAAUUCAUCCAUAAACACAAUAUUUAUAGAUUUGCAAUCCCAGAAACCAUCACGACAGAUCAAGGAUCAAUAUUUACUGGUAGAAAAAUGCAGGAAUUUGCUAAGGAAAUGAGUUUCAAAUUGUUAACUUCUACACCAUAUUAUGCUCAGGCUAAUGGUUAG